Messenger RNA from Carassius gibelio (silver crucian carp), 4955 nucleotides. RefSeq names its product netrin-1-like. The coding region runs from base 441 to 2252 and encodes 603 amino acids. Gene Ontology annotation, molecular function: protein binding. The record is from RefSeq and is a predicted model, not a curated record. The transcript has 6 exons. Lineage: Eukaryota; Metazoa; Chordata; Actinopteri; Cypriniformes; Cyprinidae.
AUAUCCUCUACACGCGCAGAGACUGAAGAACCAGACAAGUGAAAGCGCGUGUCCAAUACUCACGGAAAAAGAGAGCCAGCACGAACUGAGAUUGUUUUGUGACUUUUCUGCUUUUCUUUAACUGUUUGAUGGAGGUUGAGUGACCUGUGUGGAGAUUUCUUCAAUUGCGAUUUUUUUUUUAUUUGCGAAAUCAUAAUUAUUGUUGGUCCUUCCGUGAUGGUUUACAUCCAGGAGUUUGUCCAUAUAGGCUACUGGAGUCAGAUUUAGAUUCGCAUUAGUUUCUUCUUUGGCACCGGUUUGACCGCGGUGUCAUACCGGCUUGUGGAUUGAUCACGAUCAGACUGUCAGCUGAUUUAUAAUUUGCAAAGAGUGAAAGCAUCUUCUCUCAUAAGGACACGGCUGUGUUUCAGCACGGGAGAGACCGAGGAAGGCGCGUGACGAUGCUGAGGGUCUCGGAUGCUUUGGUCACUUUGGUGACUCUCUGCUGUGUAUUCAAAGGGACUGUCGGGGGAUACGGCAUGAGCAUGUUCGCCGCUCAGACUUCUCCACCGGAUCCGUGUUACGAAGAGAACGGUCUCCCCAGAAGAUGCAUCCCCGAUUUCGUGAACGCGGCGUUCGGGAAGGAAGUGCGCGCGUCCAGCACCUGCGGGAAAGCACCGAGUCGGUACUGUGUGGUGACUGAGAAAGGGGAUGAAAGGCACAGAAACUGCCACACGUGCGACGCGUCGGACCCAAAGAAAUAUCACCCACCUGCUUACCUGACCGACCUGAACAAUCCUCAUAAUCUCACCUGCUGGCAGUCGGACAAUUACAUCCAGUACCCUCAAAACGUCACUUUAACAUUAUCCCUGGACAAGAAAUUCGAGGUUACCUACGUGAGUCUGCAGUUCUGCUCACCGAGACCAGAGUCUAUGGCUAUAUUUAAAUCAAUGGACUAUGGAAAGUCUUGGGUGCCUUUCCAGUACUACUCGACCCAGUGUAGAAAGAUGUUCAACAAGCCCAGCAAAGCCUCGAUCACUAAGCAAAACGAGCAGGAGGCCAUCUGCACAGAUUCACACACCGACAUGCACCCUCUCUCCGGCGGGUUGAUCGCGUUCAGCACCCUGGACGGGCGACCCUCUGCGCACGACUUUGACAAUUCACCCGUACUUCAGGACUGGGUGACUGCCACUGACAUUAAGGUGACUUUCAGCCGACUGCACACUUUCGGAGACGAAAAUGAGGAUGACUCGGAGCUGGCCAGAGAUUCUUAUUUUUACGCCGUGUCAGACCUGCAGGUCGGAGGCAGAUGUAAGUGUAAUGGCCACGCGUCACGGUGCGUCAAAGACCGGGAUGAAAACCUAGUGUGCGAGUGCAAGCACAAUACAGCCGGACCAGAGUGUGACAGAUGCAAACCUUUUCACUAUGACCGACCCUGGCAGCGCGCAACCGCCAGAGAAGCCAACGAGUGUGUCGCCUGCAACUGUAACCUCCAUGCGAGGCGCUGUCGUUUCAACAUGGAGCUUUACAAACUCUCCGGGAGGAAAAGCGGAGGAGUCUGUCUGAACUGCCGCCACAAUACGGCAGGUCGCCACUGCCACUACUGCAAGGAGGGCUACUACAGAGACAUGUCUAAGCCCAUCUCUCACAGGAAAGCCUGCAAAGCCUGUGAUUGCCAUCCUGUGGGGGCCGCGGGCAAAACCUGUAACCAAACCACAGGCCAAUGCCCCUGUAAAGACGGUGUGACGGGUAUCACAUGCAACCGUUGUGCUAAAGGCUACCAGCAGAGCCGAUCGCCCAUUGCCCCCUGCAUAAAAAUUCCUAUUGCUCCACCAACUACCACUGCAAGCAGCACAGAGGGACCUUCAGACUGUGAAUCCUACUGCAAGGCUUCCAAAGGCAAGCUGAAGAUCAAUAUGAAGAAGUACUGCAAGAAAGAUUACGCUGUUCAGGUCCACAUCCUAAAGGCAGAAAAAGCGGGCGACUGGUGGAAGUUCACCGUCAACAUCAUCUCUGUCUACAAACAGGGUGAAAGCCGAAUCCGCAGAGGAGAUCAGUUUUUGUGGGUCAGAGCAAAGGAUGUAGCCUGCAAGUGCCCGAAGAUCAAGCCUGGAAAAAAGUACCUGCUGCUGGGCAACGAUGAGGAUUCCCCUGGACAAAGCGGUGUGGUGGCAGACAAGGGUAGUCUGGUCAUUCAGUGGAGGGACACUUGGGCUCGAAGACUACGGAAGUUCCAGCAGCGGGAGAAGAAAGGCAAAUGCAAGAAAGCAUAGUGAGGGGGGAAAGGAAAGAGGUUGCCAUCAAGAGCUGGACAAAGAAACAACAGACGAGUGGCGGAUGAAAAGAUGACAAGGGAAAGGAAGAGAAGAAACAAGAGGGACUGAACAUCGCUGCUUUGAAUAAAGGCAUGAAGAGAAUUUGAACUUUUUUUUUUUGUUUAAAUAGGAACGUGUGAAGGAGUUCACGAUGCAGUUUUCAAUUCUUCUUUGUUUCCUUCAACAUUUGUUUGCUGUUUGCCAAUUUUGCACCUGCGUCCAGCAUAAAGAAAGGUAUUUUAUGUUAAAUGGCUUUCGGAUAAAUUUUGGACCGUUUCAGUCUGGUUGAGCAUCAGAUUAAGCCAUAUUUAAUAUUUCUAAAAACAACCUGGGGAUUGAGGAUCGAUACAUCAGAAAUCUAAAAAAACAUUUUUAGUGCAAAAUAAAUAAAAAGUAAUAGUUCUUAAGCAUGCCUCUUCAUUACAAAAAUAAAACCUUUUUUUUUAAUGAGCUUUAGCGUUUAAAAAUGUAUCUGCUCUAACUUAUGCAUAAUGCAUAAUGCAACAUUUCAGAAAUUUCAACGGAAUUUCAGGAAUUUUUCAUAUGACGGAUAUCAAAACAAAUUUGCUUUUCUUAAGCCAAUUAAAAAUCGUAUUUUUUUUCAAGGUCUGAAAAGUAUCACUUUGUAACAUCCUCCAUUAAAAAACACAAUUUUAUGCAUACAUUUGUGCAUAUUGUUAUUCUAAUUAAUCAUUCAACUAUUGUUGCAAUUCUCGAUGAGCGAACGAAAAGGACAACAUAGAAAAGCUCUUGUACAGUGUAACACGUAUAUUCCGAAUAACACUACUAAUCUUUGAAGACUGGUGCUGCUGGGUUUCAGCCAGAUCAUGACAGACGCUGAAACCGUCCCAGCAAAUGUACAACAAGAGCAAAUCAAGGUUUCUGUUCAAUGUACAUGUUCCUGACUGCCUUUUUGUUGGUGGUGGCCCAAAGUUCGCUAAUUCAAAGCUUAAAGAACCAUCUAACAAUAGCUGAAAAAGAAGCUUAGUGCCCAUUCUCUUCAACAAAGACGAAUAUUUGGUAGAAUUAUUAUUAUUAUUGUAUAUUAUUAUUUUCUGUUUAAGUCGGGAGUCGUGCCACAUUUCCUCACACAAAUCUGCACCCAUAAAUGUUGAAAACUUAUCGAUAAAAUAAGUAAUAGCAUGCUUGCAUAAUUCCUAAAAUUAUUAGCACGCAUUUACAAUUAUUUUUGAACUUGGAAUAAAACCACCAUGUAUAUUUUUGUAUAAGACAUGAUGACCGAGCCAGAUCAUCAUUUCUUGGUCCAUAUGAUGCUCUGAUUCAAUUGUCUAUGGUCCAGACAUAAUGAUGGCAUCCUUUUGUUAAAACGAGUCCACUGUAUAAACAGGCCUUUCCGUAAGUCCUGAAAGUGUUGGUAGAAUGGUGUGUACAGUUCAUAUUUUUCCUUGUGUGUAAACGGUAUUUAGAAGUGUACAAAUUACCUUUAACUAGUAUUCAUGAACUAGCAUUUGGUUUUGUAAAGCAACAGCACCUCUUCUUUAAAAUGUCCAUGUCCAUUAGGGUCCGUGAAUGUAGGAAUGCAUGUACAGUAAUGUUUCACUACAACAGAAAAUUCUCUUCACUGUGAGAAACGCUGCUCAUACACACACACACACACACACUUCUUGUUAAUAAUGAGUCUAAUAUUGAGCUGGACGUUCUGUAAAGUUCAGCUUUUGCACUGAUCUUCGAGCGUCACUUGACGUUUUCUUGUGUGGUCAGUACUUCACAGAUCAGUCAAAAAAUAAACUGCAAACUGACUGUUUCAGCAUCUAAUAAAAAAGAGAGAGAGAAACCGAUUUGAUGAACAGUUUACGUGUGCAGUACUUAUCAUCUUUACUCAAUGAUUACUUCUUGUAAAUGUACACAAUGUUUGACAAACAGAUAUUUAUACAUAUGCUGUAUUUACCGGUAAUAUUCGUAAUACCACAUGUAAAUGUAUUUUGUUUGGCACUCAGUAUCUUAGUGCGCACUCAUUUUUAUUUCAAGGUAUUCCAAUGAUGUAAAUUUAUGUUCAGUUUUGACUUUUCGGAGCAGUGGAAAGAUGGCUCCUGUAUUUGACAUUAGCAGCAGACCUUACAUACAUUGCUUCUUGUUCAUAUUAUGAAUUGUAAAUUUAGCUAUGGCAAAUACAAGACGUCUGCAAUAUUGUUUUACAAUGCAUACUAAUAUAUUAUGGUUAUUAUAAGAAAAUAUUUAAUGACAAAUUGUGAUUUUUUUUUUUUAUGUCUUUAUAAUUUUUUUUGCUUUGUUUUUAUACAGUUUGUGGUUGUUUAGAUGGUUGAGAUUAAAAUCCAAAGGGGAAAAUAACUACUGAACACCAUCCUGGUAGAACUACAUUCAGCAUUCAUUUGGAAUAAAAUCUCAAAACAUUAUCAGUGUGCCUUUUCAUUUUUGCCCAUGCAUAUAAUUGUAGAUUUAAUAAAGUCUCAUCAGCACUAACGUUUUUGACAACAAAUAUAAGAUUUUACAAGAUUUUAACGCCACCACCAAAUAAAAAAUAAAAAAAAGAACAGCCGAGCCAUGCUGUGUUAACUGCAUUUAUUAGAAUUUCUAACCGUCACAUUUCCAGGCUUAAAACCAUUUACAGAAAAGUGUUAAUGAACCAAAAAAAAAAAAAAAAAAAAUACAACAAAAAAUUGGAAAUGAAAAAGAAGAAAA